Messenger RNA from Drosophila persimilis, 330 nucleotides. RefSeq lists its product as uncharacterized. The transcript has a single exon. The record is from RefSeq and is a predicted model, not a curated record. The coding region runs from base 1 to 330 and encodes 109 amino acids. Lineage: Eukaryota; Metazoa; Arthropoda; Insecta; Diptera; Drosophilidae.
AUGGCCGAUUUAUUAUUCCCUCAAUUGGAGCGUCCUCUGCCCUCGAUGCCCUCCCUGCACUACACCCUGUUUGCGUACCGCGAGGAGCUGAGACGUCGGGAUGUGCCCUUCAUGAAGAUGUCCACCAUCAAGCUGCACCUGACGGACAAUUUGAUACUGCAGACCAUCAAGAACAUACGGCAGUACGACACCAUCGAGAUUAUGAAUCUCAACAGGGAGAUCACCUUCAAGCGGCGGCUCACCAAGCAGAUGCGCAAGGUGCGAAAGCUCGAGAAGCUCGGCCUGACCAUCGAUCCCCGGAAGCUCACCGAGGGCGGACAGUGGCACUGA